This is a messenger RNA of Camelina sativa (false flax), 1024 nucleotides long. Lineage: Eukaryota; Viridiplantae; Streptophyta; Magnoliopsida; Brassicales; Brassicaceae. The record is from RefSeq and is a predicted model, not a curated record.
GUCACCCAAAUUAGAAGAAAUCUCUAAGAUGGCCAAUAACAUCUCUUUUCCUUGUUCCAUCAUAUUAUUAUUAUCUAUUAUCUUCUUCUUUUUUAUCAACUCAUCACACGCAAUGCCAUCGUUUAACGUACAAAGAUACGGAGCUAGAGGUGAUGGAAGAACAGAUGCGACCAACUCCUUUUUGACAGCUUGGUCAUUAGCAUGCCGCUCACGGGCUAGGGCCAUGGUCUACAUUCCCCGUGGAACAUAUAUGGUCAGAAACCUAGUAUUUUGGGGUCCUUGCAAGAACGUUAUAACUUUCAAAAUCGAUGGAACACUCGUGGCUCCGGCAAACUAUUGGAGUAUAGGUAAUUCCGGUUACUGGAUUCUCUUUGCUAAAGUAAACCGGAUCUCGGUUUAUGGUGGCACCAUUGAUGCUAGAGGAGCUGGUUAUUGGUCAUGUAGAAAGAAAGGUGGACAUUGUCCUCAAGGUGCAAGGUCCAUAUCGUUUAGCUGGUGCAGUAAUGUUCUACUAAGUGGUCUAACGUCGUUCAAUAGCCAAAAUAUGCACGUCACGGUUCAUCAUUCCUCUAAUGUUCGGAUUCAAAACAUAAGAAUUAGAGCUCCAAGUGGAAGCCCUAACACCGACGGUAUUCACAUCCAAUCUUCUUCUGGAGUCACUAUUACUGGCGGAACCAUUGCGACCGGUGAUGACUGCAUUGCUCUUAGUCAAGGAUCUAGGAACAUUUGGAUCGAACGGGUGAACUGUGGACCUGGACAUGGAAUCAGCAUUGGGAGUCUUGGGGAUUACGCUAAUGAGGAAGGUGUGCAGAAUGUAACCGUAACGAGCUCUGUUUUCACCAAGACGCAGAACGGAGUAAGAAUAAAGACUUGGGCUAGGCCGAGCAGAGGGUUUGUGAGGAAUGUUGUAUUUCGGAAUUUGAUAAUGAGGAAUGUUGGUAAUCCGGUGAUUAUCGAUCAGAACUAUUGUCCUAAUGGAAGAGGAUGUCCUCGUCAGGUGAAUAAUCUAGUCGAUUUAGCUUAA